Messenger RNA from Closterium sp. Naga37s-1, 639 nucleotides. NCBI's taxonomy places the organism in Eukaryota, Viridiplantae, Streptophyta, Zygnematophyceae, Desmidiales, Closteriaceae. The record is from the annotation of a GenBank genome assembly.
AUGAACUCUCGAGACAAGGAAACGCGGUGUCUAGGCGUGGGGACGCGCGUGUUGGCAUCGGGGGUAGGAAAGUCCCAACCGAUGGUUCGAGCGAGUGGCGAUGCGGCGAGUGAAGUUUCGUGGAAGCGACGGUUUCAGGACAGAUUCGACAAGGAGAGGCAUCGACUGGUCCAGGCGCAUCGCAGGGAGAUGAUGCGGCAGCAGAGCCACGUGGCAGAGCUUGAAAGGCGCAUCCGGGAGGGCGAGGAGGAGAGGGCGCGGGUGCGAGCGGCGCUGGCUGGGAGCGUGCAGGAGGCGAGGAGGCUUGAGCGGAUCAUGGCAGCAGGGAACGCCCCCCAACAAGUGUGGGAGCCACGGCACUUGGUGCAGCAGCGGCAGCAGCUGGUGGGGCAGACGCCUGUCAAUGCAGCGGCGAGGCUGGCAGCACUGCGGCAGGAGGCUUUGCUGUUCACACACACCUUGAGAGGCCUGGAGUCCAGUACGGCCACACACCGCAGGCAGCUAUCAGAAGCCCAGGCAGUGCUGCAGGGCCUGCUGUUCCGCAUCAAGACUCUUCCUUCUCAUGCUUCUCCGCACCAACCACCUUCUCUUCCUGCGUUUGUACCUCGUUCCUCGUGCAAGAAGCACAAGCAAGGAUAG